Quercus robur (English oak) is the source of this 1225-nucleotide messenger RNA. Its product is annotated as alpha-soluble NSF attachment protein-like. Gene Ontology annotation, molecular function: syntaxin binding; soluble NSF attachment protein activity. The transcript has 9 exons. The coding region runs from base 140 to 1006 and encodes 288 amino acids. Gene Ontology annotation, cellular component: SNARE complex; vacuolar membrane. The record is from RefSeq and is a predicted model, not a curated record. Gene Ontology annotation, biological process: SNARE complex disassembly; intracellular protein transport. NCBI's taxonomy places the organism in Eukaryota, Viridiplantae, Streptophyta, Magnoliopsida, Fagales, Fagaceae.
AAUCACGCGUUUUCACCUUUCGUGUCUCUCCCUCUCACUCCAUUUUAUUCAUUUUAAGUCUACAUUCUCAUUUUUGCUUCUCUCUACAACUGAACUGACCGGGAGGGAAAGUCAAGUCUGUGGAAGGUUUCACGAAACGAUGUCGGAUCAAAUAGCCAAAGGAGAAGAAUUCGAGAAGAAAGCGGAGAAGAAGAUCAAAGGCUGGGGUUUAUUCGGUUCCAAAUACGAAGACGCUGCUGAGUUGUACGAAAAAUCCGCCAAUUCCUUCAAGCUCGCCAAAUCUUGGGAUAGAGCUGGAUCAGUUUUCAUUAAAUUGGCCAAUUGUCAUUUGAAGGCUGAUAGCAAGCAUGAAGCCGCCGCUGCUUACGCAAGCGCUGCAAAUUGCUACAAGAAAACAUCCAACAAAGAUGCUAUAUCAUGCUUAGACCAAGCAGUGAAUAUUUUUUUGGAUAUUGGCAGACACAACAUGGCUGCGAAACAUUGCAAGGAAAUUGGUGAAUUAUAUGAGCCCGAACGCAACAUUGAGAAGGCUAUUGUAUAUUUUGAACGGGCUGCUGAAUUGUUUGAACAUGAAGCUACAACUUCUGCAAACCAGUGCAAGCAGAAAGUUGCAGAAUUUUCUGCUCAACUUGAACAAUAUCAGAAGGCAAUUGUGAUAUAUGAAGAGAUAGCACGACAGUCAAUCAACAAUAACUUACUGAAGUAUGGAGUAAGAGGACAUCUUCUCAAUGCUGGCCUCUGCCAACUUUGUAGAGGUGAUAUUGUUGCAAUUACCAAUGCAUUGGAGCGAUAUCAGGACUUGGAUCCAACAUUUUCCAGAACUCGGGAAUACAAAUUUUUAGCUGAUGUGGCUGCCACAGUUGAUGAGGAAGAUAUUGUUAAGUUCACUAAUGUUGUCAGGGAAUUUGAUAGCAUGACCCCACUGGAUCCUUGGAAGACUACCCUUCUAUUGAGAGUGAAGGAAUCUCUGAAGUCCAAAGAACUAGAGGAGGAGGAUCUGACCUAAAUUGAUUUUGCUUCAAUGUCUUACUCCUAUUGAACAUAUUGUCAUUGGCUUGUGUAUAUCAAUAGCAUGGUUGUCAGCCAUAAUCAUAGUCCAUUCAUUUUUUAUCAUGCCACUGUUUUUUUACCUGUAUUCGUAUUGGUGUAGGCUUAGCACUGCGAUUGUAUUCAAAUUUGAUCAGGCUAUGUUCCCUUUUUCUAUUUAGACAUUGCUUGAGUGUGA